AUGGACAAGAGGAGCAACAGGCAGCGCAAUGUGCUCAUCUUCGAUUGGGGAGGUGGCACCUUCGACGUGUCCAUCCUGUCCAUGGAGAAUGGCAAAUUUGAGGUGAAGGCGGUUGGUGGUGACACGCACCUGGGUGGCGAGGACAUCAAUUCUCGACUGGUGGAUCACUGUGUGGAGAAGUUCAAGCAGGCUCACAAGGGUAAGGAUUUGACCACUAGCAUGAAAGCUAUCGGCCGUCUGAGAAAGGCGUGUGAGACGGCAAAGAGGAUGUUGAGCACGGCUGAGUCCACUAAUAUAGGCAUAGAAUCGUUGUUUGAGGGCAUUGAUUUCAGUACGACCCUCGCACGGGCCUCAUUUGAGCAGUUGUGCUCGGACCUCUUCAGUCAGACGAUGGAUGCUGUGAAGACAGCGUUGAAUGAUGCGAAGAUGGAUAAGGCUGACAUCCACGAAAUAUUGCUAGUGGGCGGAUCGACGCGGAUUCCGAAGGUGCAGAGCAUGUUACAGGACUUCUUCACUACCAGCAAGUUAAACAAGUGCAUAAAUCCAGACGAGGCAGUGGCGUACGGUGCGACGUUGCUGGCUGCCAAUGUGAGUGGUGGUGGUGGUGUGUCGAAUUCGAUGCAGGAUUUGAUGUUGCUGGAAGUAACGCCACUAUCACUGGGAUGGGAGGAUGCGGAUGGUAUAAUGGUGAUUGUGAUAAAGCGAAACACGCGAAUUCCGACGAAGCAGACAUGCAAAAGCUACACAUCCAGCGAUAAUCAAAAGUCAUCGCUUUAUAAAAUUUUUGAGGGUGAACGGGCGAAGGCAAGUGAUAACAACUUUUUGGGCCAGUAUUUGAUAGAGGGUUACCCAGCGGCGCCGCGUGGUGAGAUUGAGUUUGAAGAUACCUUUGAAAUUGACGAAAAUGGCAUUCUCCAUGUGUCGUCGGUAGAAAAGUCGACGGGGAAGCAGAACAGCAUCACCAUCACUAAGUACAAGGGCCAUCUUUCGGAGGAGGAGGCAGAGCUAAUGUUGGCUGAAGCGGAGAAAUUCAAGCAGGAGGACGAGAAGGAGAGGAGUAGGGUGGCAGCGCUGAACGCGUUAGUGGACUGCAUCUACAGCAUAAAGAGGAAGUUGGAGAAGAAGGAGAUAAAGCAGAUAUCAGAGGAGUACCGACAAACUUUACUUGCGAAGUGUGAGGAGAUGAUCAAGUGGACGGACACCAAGAAACAGGCCACAAAGGAGGAGUACGAAAAAAUACGUAAACAGUUUGAGGGUGCGUGCAACUUAUAA
Molecule: messenger RNA, 1272 nt
Organism: Echinococcus granulosus
Lineage: Eukaryota; Metazoa; Platyhelminthes; Cestoda; Cyclophyllidea; Taeniidae
Product: Heat shock cognate protein
Exons: 1
Coding region: 1-1272 (423 amino acids)
Biological process (GO): protein refolding; cellular response to unfolded protein
Cellular component (GO): cytoplasm
Molecular function (GO): heat shock protein binding; ATP-dependent protein folding chaperone; misfolded protein binding
Source: RefSeq, a predicted model, not a curated record